Contarinia nasturtii (swede midge) is the source of this 2114-nucleotide messenger RNA. Its product is annotated as group XV phospholipase A2-like. The record is from RefSeq and is a predicted model, not a curated record. Bases 622 to 1959 code for a protein of 445 amino acids. NCBI's taxonomy places the organism in Eukaryota, Metazoa, Arthropoda, Insecta, Diptera, Cecidomyiidae. The transcript has 7 exons. Gene Ontology annotation, biological process: lipid metabolic process.
UUUCUCCGUUGGGUGUUUUUUUUCUUCAUUUUCGUAAAUAGAAUUGAUUGCAAAAUUUGUAAAGUCAUUUAUUGCAUUCAUUUCAUUAUUAUCACCGAAAAAAUGAUUCAAAGUUCAUUCUAGUGAACACAUUUCAGAUCUAAACAUAAAAGUGUCUGACUGAAAAAAGGUCAACAAGAGUUCAAUUACAUACACAAAUGCACAACUUUGAAUAUAAGAACACAUUAGUUUAGACGAUAGACAACGUCUGUGUUGAGCAUACAUUUGUUUGGGUGCGUACAAAGCAUAUUCGUUGCAUGUGUUCCUUUGUCUCUGCCAGUCUAGCGACGAUUGUGAUAUUGGAAGGACGAUUUGAUUAAUCUGUUGUUUUUGUCGCAUUGUGACACAUUUGUUAAUCGGUGUUCACAAAUUGAAGUGAUUUAGUUGGACAGCAGUGAUUCAGUUUAAAUUUAAAACGAAAACAAUUCAAUUACACGAUCGCUUGUAAUAUAAAUACAAAGCACGCGUACAGUGAUAAUUUUAUAUAUCUGCGUCUGUCUGUUGUACAAAAACAAAACAACAGUCGAUAAUAAGUCGUAAAUACCCACAGUUUGUUGCGAAAAUUGAAAGAAUUUGGUAAAAAUGAGGAUCGUUCAAUGGACUGCUAUACUUUUAUUAUUUUGCUUGUGCGAUGCUCGUCUCGAUUUUUGGAACGGAAAGGAAUCAACUCAUAAUCAUAAUAAAGUGAAUGAUUUGAAUCCGAACAAAUUUUCGCCAGUCAUAUUCAUCCCUGGGUGCGGUGGUAACAAGCUCCAAGCACGACUUAACAAAGCAAUAGUUCCACAUUUUUUUUGCUGGAAAAAUAACGACUACUUCGAUGUUUGGUUGGAUCCUACACAAAUGGUACCGUUGGAAAUCGAUUGCUGGGUUGAUAAUAUGAAACUGAGCUACGACAAUGUCACACGAAAAACAAGAAAUACUCCAGGCGUCGAGUUUAAACUUCCUGAAUUCGGACGAACCGAGGAUUUAGAAUGGGUUGACACAACACCAAUAGUUGAUAGAUAUGACUACGGAGCAUAUUAUUAUAGUAUUGCACAUGCUCUAGUCGACCGCGGAUAUGCAAGAGGAUACACACUAUUCGGCGCACCGUACGAUUUUCGCAGAGGACCAAAUGAAAAUAAAGAUUGGUUUUUGCGGCUAAAGGAAUUGGUUGAAUAUUCGUACAAAAUGAAUGAUAACAUUGGCGUAACAUUUAUUGCUCAUUCGAUGGGAGGACGAAUGCUUUUGCACUUUCUUCAACAAAUGCCACAAGAGUGGAAAGAUCAAUAUGUUAAACAAAUGAUAACAUUAAGCACACCGUGGGGCGGAAGUAUUCAAGCGAUUCAAGCAAUUUCGGUUGGUUAUGACUUUGGAGCAAAUGUCAUUCAAAACAUCAAAAUGAAACAAGUUCAAGAAACGUGUCCGUCGGUAGUGUGGCUAAUGCCCUCCAAACAUUUCUGGAAACAAGACGAAGUGAUGGUAACAAUGAAUAAAAAGAAUUACACACUUCAGAAUAUCGAUCAGUUUUUCUAUGAUAUAGGUUUGAAAAAUGCCGUCGAAAUGCGAAAAGACCUAGAACCAUUUGAUGAUUUUACUGCACCAGGAGUUGAGGUGCACUGCUUAUAUGGGGAAAACGUUGGUGAUACGGUUGAGAGGUUAGAUUUUGGUGCAGCAUACAAUCAGUAUCCGACAAUUAUUCUCGGAAAUGGAGAUGGCACCGUAAAUCGACGGUCAUUGAUUGGAUGUGGCCAUUGGGAAAAUAGUGACUCUCAAGGAGAACACAAGAUUUAUCAACAUGCAUAUCCGAACGUAGAGCACUACAAUUUACUAUCAGAUGCAGGCCCAAUCAAUUAUAUCUUGAGCAAACUCACAGGCGAUCAUGAUUAUCCACGUUCCACUGAACGACCAAGCUCAAAUAUGAUGAAAAUUCGAUUAUUUUAACGAAAUACCACCAAUUCCACCAAAUAUUCAUGAUCGAGAAAUUCGAAGCAGUUUUACUCAUUUGAUUUAAUGGAAAUUUGAUAUUUUUUUUGUCUAUUUUUCGAGCGAAUCUUGUAUGGCUGGUUAAUGUCAAUAAAACAUGUAAAAUUGGGAAA